Molecule: messenger RNA, 1344 nt
Organism: Phaeoacremonium minimum UCRPA7
Lineage: Eukaryota; Fungi; Ascomycota; Sordariomycetes; Togniniales; Togniniaceae
Product: putative monooxygenase fad-binding protein
Exons: 2
Coding region: 1-1344 (447 amino acids)
Molecular function (GO): FAD binding
Source: RefSeq, a predicted model, not a curated record
AUGGCAGACAACACGCAGCCUUUCAAGGUGAUCAUUGCGGGUGGCAGUCUUGUUGGUCUCACCACCGCACUGGCUCUUGAGAAGGCCGGAAUCGACUAUGUUGUCUUGGAGAAACGUGAGAUCGCUCCCCACAUGGGUGCCUCCAUCUCCAUUCACCCACACACUCAGCGGGUGAUGGAGCAGCUCGGAGUAUGGCCCGAGAUAAGAGCUGGUAUUGUUCCAUUAGAGGAUCGGCGGCAUUACGACCAGAAUGGCAAACUGUUCGAGGACUCUGCCAUUCUACGUGAGAUCUCCAAGAUGUCCCUUGAUCGUUUCACAGUAUUCAUGGAACGUAAAUUCUGGCUGAGUUGCAUCUACAAUCAAAUCAAAGACAAGUCACGCAUCCGGCCUCAAACUGGUGUCGCCGCGUUCCAAGAGACAGAAGAAGGCGUAGAGGUGACGACAGAGAAUGGCGAGGUUAUCAAAGGAGACUUACUUCUUGGAGCCGACGGCAUUCAUAGUGCUAUGCGGAGGCUAAUGGCUGACCGACUGGCCAGCACCGAUGCUGCCGCAUCGGAGGAGAUGCGCUCUGGUUUUGUUAGCACAUACCAUUGCAUCUUUGGAACAUCCAGAAAUACCAAUCCGAGUGCGGAAGGCAAGCUGUUCCUCCCAGACGGCACGGUGCACAAUGUCUACUACCAAGGAUUUUCUGGCGUGGCGGCAGCCGGGGUCAGCGGCCUUGUCUUCUGGUUCCUUUUCGUGAAAAGUGACAAUGUCACCAAAACGCCGAACACGCCGCGGUUUACCGAGGCAGAGACCGAAGACACAAUCGCCAAGUAUGGCCACUAUGCCGUUGGUCCCGGUUAUACUUUCAAGGAUCUAUGGACGAGCCGUGUCAAAGCAGCCAUGCUGCCGCUUGAGGAAGGCGUUUUGAAGCCGAAGUGGAACACGGGGAUGAGGGUAGCUUUAAUCGGAGACGCGGUGCACAAGGCGACCGUCAACCCCGGACUUGGAGGCAAUUUGGCGGUGGAAGGUGUUGUGCAUCUUAUGAACGAGCUUGUCCCCUUGGUGCGGCAGUGCGAGUCGGAUGGCGGGCGGAAACCAACAAAAGACGAGCUAGUCGCAGCCCUCGAUACUUACGAAAAGAAACAGCGACCACAUGCCAAUCUGAUCGUAUCUGCUUCUGGCUAUAUCACACGCUAUGAGGCGAUGGAGACAUGGUGGCUAAGGUGUCUGCGUUGUGUGUCUCCCUGGGUCAGCGAUAAGACUAAAGCGAAUGGCUUUGUGAGCUAUAUCAGGGAAGGUCCAUGGUUGAACUAUUUACCAAAUCCAGAUGACCAGGAGAAGACAACAGAGAGUAAAUAG